ACGCGCGCGCGCGCGCGCCACGCACACGCACACGCACGCACGCACUACCGCCAUUGUGUCGGCCGCGUAGUCUUGUACGCGAUCCAGUCGACCGUGUUGCGCAACGUCGGUCCGAUCUACUCGACGAACCGUCGAACGCGUUUCACGACGUGCUGCACAGACCCGUAGCGGCUGCCGUCGAUUCCCGUCCGCGACCACCGGUGCUCGUCGUCCAGGCCACCCUCGCCAGCAAUAUGAUGGGAUUAAAAAGCAUUAUUUUAUGUGCUUUGGCAUUUAGCUGUAUUCAAGCUGAUAAUUUUAUGUCUAAUGAUGCUUUAUUAGGAGAUUUAAAUGAUAUGUCAAAAGAUAUAACAAUAGAAUGCAAUAAUAAGGAAAUAAGUGUGACUAUUGAUACUAAAUCAAAAUCUUUCACUGGAAUAAUUUAUCCAAAAGAUUUAUCAAAAAAUUCAAGCUGCAUGGCCGAGUUUAAUUAUGAAAGGAAUCCAAUAGUUUAUAAACUUCCAUUAAGGUCUUGUAACACAAUGAGUACAUAUUUAAAUGACGGUAUGGUAGAAUACUUCAAUACAAUAGUUCUACAACCGCAUAGGAAAUUGGUAACGAACCAGGGUAAAGGUUUUCACAUUCGUUGCAAGUAUCAAACAAAUGAUCAGUUGUUAACUAAUGUGUUGAAUAUGAGCACAACUGAUGAAGCAGCAAUGAUUGAAACUUCCAAGAUGCCAACAUGUACAAUGAAAAUAUUCUCUGGGAAAACUGUAAAACAAGAUGUAGCUGAAAAUGUGAAAAUCGGAGAUCCUUUGACAAUGGUCAUAUCUAUAAACAGUGAAGACGUUUUUGGUUUGUUUAUUACAGAUUGUUUAGUUCGUGAUGGUUUGGGCUGGGGUGAUCAACGACUUAUUGAUAAAUCUGGAUGUUCCAUUGAAGAUGAUAUAAUGGGACAAUUUGAAUACAGUGCUAAUAAGACAACAGCAGUUGUUAAUUUUCAAGCUCAUAAGUUUCCCUACACUACAUCUGUUUAUUAUCAAUGCCAUGUUCAUUUAUGUUUGAAAGCUAAUAAUGGUUGUGCAAAUACGCCACCAAAUUGUAGUAGUAAAAAACGUUUUCGUCGUGAAGACCAAACAUUAGAAGAUGAGAGUCCUGCAACAAUAGAAGUAUACAGCGGUUUAUAUGUUAACGAAGGUGCAGAUUCAGGCAAUCCCGAACAAAUGGAUCAAGUAUCAAGAGAGAAGGUUAUGGAUGACCCGUAUAAUAUUUGCAUUUCACAACGAAAUUUCGCCAUCAGUAUUGCUAUAGCUGGACUUAUAUUGAUGCUGUUAACUGUGAUAACAGCUCUAAUAUUAUUAAUGAGAAGACACAAAAAAUCGGUUUCUUCUAGUGGAAGUUCCGUUUACAGUGGCCCAUACACAAAUACAGCUUAUAGUCAUACUAGUUAAAUAUUUUUCACUAAGAUUCUAUGGUGCUUUUUAUUUUAAAUGUAACAAAUUUUAUUAUAAUUAAUUUUUU
Molecule: messenger RNA, 1500 nt
Organism: Sipha flava (yellow sugarcane aphid)
Lineage: Eukaryota; Metazoa; Arthropoda; Insecta; Hemiptera; Aphididae
Gene: pio
Exons: 9
Coding region: 234-1430 (398 amino acids)
Source: RefSeq, a predicted model, not a curated record